CCCAUAUUAACUCCACAUUUUAAUCCACGAUUAAAAUUUAAAUCGUAUUGUUAACUUAUGAUUGAUAUCACUUAUUGAUAAGAAAUAUAUUUUAUCUCAAUUCUCAAGUCAUCAGUCGCUGACUGUGUCGAUGGACGUCGGCCGAUAUAAUAAUAUAAUAUGUACAUCAUACAAUUUCUACUAAAAUCUAAAUAUAUAGUAAACAUAACAUAUUGAAAAAUUAUAAUACAUAUUAAUUAAAAUUAAAAUAUUAUAUUUAUCAUCUCAUGACUCGCUAGAAUAAAGCAUGAUUUAAUGAUAAUUAUACCUCUACAGCUCAGCUCUACAUCUUACACAUUGAACUUUAAUAAGAUCAUCUCGUUGAAUUGUAAUUAAAAUGUCAGAAGCUAAAAAUGGAGAUUCAAAUCCUUGCUUGCAGGAACAAAGAUUAUCAUUCAAAUGCUUGCAAGAUAGUUUUGGCGAUAAAUCCAAAUGUGAACCGCAAAUAGAAAAUUACAAAGACUGUAAAACAUUUUGGUACAAUAUUUAUAAAGAAAGGAAAAACAACAAAAUAAGGCCAUACAUGCCAUCAUUAGAAGAACGGAUAAAAAUUAAGAAGGAAUACAUGAAUGGUCAUUAAAACAUGAAAAAUAUUAUAACUAAUAAUAUGUAUAUUAUAAUAUAUUAUUAUUGUUUGCUAUAAUAUUAUCUAUAUAUGGUUAUAACUUAUAAUUAUAUAUUUUUAUUUAAUACUUGAGUAAGGUUUAAAUAAAUGUAGUAUAUUUUACUUCAAUAAAAAUAUUUAUCAAAAAAAAUGUUAAUAAUAUUAUAAUUAAAUAAUAUUUGCAUGUAUAAAUAACAAAAUACAUAAUGGAAAAAAAAUCAACAUAAUAAUAUUGUAAUGCUAAUAUAAAAAAGUUUAAUUUUAAAACAAACAUAUUUCGAUUUAAUAUUCAUGUAUUGUGAAUAAAUAAUAAAUAAAUAGGUAGCUAACAUUUUAAUUAAAAUACUUUAGUAUGUA
Molecule: messenger RNA, 1000 nt
Organism: Acyrthosiphon pisum (pea aphid)
Lineage: Eukaryota; Metazoa; Arthropoda; Insecta; Hemiptera; Aphididae
Product: coiled-coil-helix-coiled-coil-helix domain-containing protein 7
Exons: 3
Coding region: 377-619 (80 amino acids)
Biological process (GO): mitochondrial respiratory chain complex assembly
Cellular component (GO): mitochondrion
Source: RefSeq, a predicted model, not a curated record